GGUGUGUGAUGGGCGGCAGGGAGGUGUGGUGGCUUCCCGGUUACUGCCUAUGGAGCUUGACAUAGUAGGGCCGCAGCGCAGUGCUUGAGCUCCGGGCCGCAGGCCGGCGGUAGCGCCAUGGAGAGCCGGUGUUAUGGGUGUGCGUCCAAAUUCUCUGUCUUCAAGAAAGAGUGUGGAUGCAAGAACUGCGGACGGUCGUUCUGCUCAAGCUGCCUUAGCUUCAGUGCUGUUGUUCCCCGCUGUGGAAGCACUCAGAAGAAGGUGUGCAAGCAGUGUCAUGAAAAACUAACUGGAGAGGGAUCUCAAAGCAGUUCAGCAAAAUGGUCACCACCAGAAAACUACAAAAAGCGUGUGGCAGCUUUUGAGGCUAAGCAAAACCAGCUGAAAGAGCAACAGAAAGCAGCUUCUGUAAAAGCCCCAGGUCAAGCAGGCUCCAGGUAUCAGGGGCUCUCUAAAGAGGAUAGAGCUAUUGCAGAGAGACUGGAGAAGCUCAGGGAGGAAAGGAAACCAAAGUCCAUCCCUACUCAGGCUGAGAUCGAAGCUAGGCUGGCUGCCCUGAAGGAGGACUACCGGCGACCUGUGCCAUCCACACAGGAAAUGGAGGACCGGUUGGCUGUUCUGCAGGGGAGAGAUCCUCCUUCCCAGGCUCUUAGACCCGCAUAUCAACCUCCUGAUACCAGAAGUCUGGUCCAGCAGACAGAUGACCUGUUAACUCAGUUGUCUGAGGAAGUUGCCAUUGAUGAGCAUUACAAAACAAGAGUCCGGCCUCAAGCUGUUAGUAGCCAAAGUUUGAAUGAUCUCAAUCGGGAAAGUGGAGACUGUGUUUGCCCUGCAAAUCUGGACCCAAGACAGCUAGAGGAAGAGAAGAAUAAACUUCUGGCAGAAGCUGCUGCUGAGCUGAGGGAAGAGAACACCAGGCAGGAAAAGAUCCUACAAGUUGCCAAGAGACUGGCAGCACUCAAAGGCGAGGACCCAGAGAAAGUUACACUGGAAACCUAUAAGCUUCCUGACAGUGAUGAGGAAGUGGCUGAGGAGGAAGCCAUUCGCAGAGUGUUGAAACAGCUCACAGAAGAAGCAGCCCUGGAUGAAGCAAGUGGAUUCAACAUUCUUCCAGAUCAGGCCACCCAGCCAGGACCCUUGCAACAGAACUUUUAUAAGAAGGCCAAGCAAAAGAGCCAGACUCCAACCACCACAGCUCUUGCCAUGGCAGAUGACAGUGAUGAGGAUGAGUUACCAUGGUGCUGCAUCUGCAAUGAAGAUGCCACUUUGCGCUGCCAUGGCUGCGAUGGGGACCUCUACUGCCAGCGCUGUUUUCGGGAAGGCCAUGAUGAGUUUGACCUGAAGGACCACCACACUUCCCGCUAUCGUCUUCCUCACAAGUAGAAGUGAUCACACUCUUCAUGGGCAGAAAAGAAGGUGGAGAAUGGGAAGAGAGAAGAGUUGGCCGGAUGGGAAGAGUCCAUGUGGAUUUGCAGCCAAAACGGGUGAUGUUUUGGCUAAAGUAUGUGUUGUAAUCGUCAGAGAGAGGCUUAGAGGGCACAUGACUUUUAUCUUCACAAAUACAACCAGAGAAGUGCAGGGUUUGCUAUGAAUGGGGAUAAAUGAGGACUUGAUGUGAGGAGGUGGAUAUGAAUCCUUAAGUACAGACGGUGAAGCAGUGCGGGUAGCAAUAAAGAUGUGUGCUUAAGGCAGUACUGACUGGCUGUUAAGUAACUUCCUGCUUUUGCUAACAGUUUACACACUGGUUCAACAGGCAGCAAAGCAUUUUGCACUAAGAAAACUGUCUAUGUUGUGAUUAUGUGUGUGAUGAGAACUUCCAAAGCAUAAUAAAAAUUAUUCACAGAG
Molecule: messenger RNA, 1845 nt
Organism: Neopsephotus bourkii (Bourke's parrot)
Lineage: Eukaryota; Metazoa; Chordata; Aves; Psittaciformes; Psittacidae
Gene: ZFYVE19
Product: zinc finger FYVE-type containing 19
Exons: 11
Coding region: 118-1383 (421 amino acids)
Biological process (GO): mitotic cytokinesis checkpoint signaling; abscission
Cellular component (GO): centrosome; cleavage furrow; midbody
Molecular function (GO): metal ion binding; phosphatidylinositol-3-phosphate binding
Source: RefSeq, a predicted model, not a curated record